ACGUUAGCCAGGCACGCCUGCUUACUGCAUAAGUGCCGCCGUCGAAUGCCAAUUGUAUUCGUAUGUGGUUUAGCUACCAAGUUUUGAAAGAUGUUGUCCAUGUUACAAAGACGUAACAAACUGAGUGCAUGUUCGCUUUGCGAAAACGUACAGCACAGCAACCAAUUCUUAUCAAACAAGAAGUUCAACUGACCUGUACUAAUACUGUGUAAAUGGUAGCUGGUACUACAUUAAAGAAUUUUCUACGAGCUUCCUCAGAUUUUUUUAAGCCACACGCUAACGCUCCAUCCUUAUUUGACCCGUGUAAUUCAGUAAUUGGUACAAUCUCAUUCCCUCUUCCACAUCACGACACCAUCCUAAAUCCAACCAUUGAACCGGAAAGCACAAAAUGAAGAAGCUUCUUCAAAGCUUGAGGAGUCACUGAAUUAUGCGAUGGAUGCCCUCAAUGCGGUUGGAUUAACCCCACUUUCUGUUCUUGCAAAAAGAAAUAAACCAAGAAAAAAUUUAUCACUUGCCUCAUUUCCACCAUUGAAGAACCAAAGUCUUGCCGUUUCUUUAUCAAGAAAUCUUCAAGGUGAAUUAGUCCUUUUGUCUUCGGUUCUUGGUUCCGGGUUCGCGAAGGCAUUAACAUAUGAUGGAGCUUUACAGCAAUCAGUUACCAGGGGAGAUUUUGAUCCAAGUAAAGUUUUUGAUAGUGUGAUCAAUUUUGUUGUGAAGAAUCCCAUUGUUAUUGGCGGUGGUGCGGUGACUUUGGCAGUGCCAUUACUGGUUGCUCAGUUGCUGAGCGAGCCUAAGCCAUGGGGAGUGGAGAGUGCUAAGAAUGCUUAUAAAAAACUGGCUGAUGAUUCCAAUGCUCAGUUGCUUGAUAUAAGAGCACCAGGAGAGUUGAGGCAAGUCGGAAGCCCAGAUGUUCGGGGUUUGAAGAAGAGGUCGGUGGCUGUCGCUUACAAAGGGGAAGAUAAACCAGGCUUUUUGAAAAAGCUGGCAUUGAAAUUUAAAGAACCUGAAAAUACCACUCUGUUCAUUCUGGACAAAUUUGACGGCAACUCUGAGCUUGUUGCGGAGCUGGUAACAGCCAAUGGCUACAAAGCUGCUUAUGCUAUUAAAGAUGGUGCAGAAGGACCCAGAGGAUGGAUGAAUAGUGGCCUUCCUUGGAUACUUCCGAAGAAGACAUUGAGCCUAGAUAUAAGCGGUUUUACAGAUGCAAUUGGUGGUGCUUUGGGGGAGACCUCUGAUGCUGCGUCUUUGACCCUCCUUGCUGCUGCUGCUGGUCUAGGAUUAUUGUCCUUUACGGAGGUGGAAACAAUUCUUCAAGUUUUGGGUUCUGCUGCUCUCAUCCAGUUCAUUAGCACGAAACUCCUAUUUGCAGAGGAUAGAAAGCGAACUCUACAAGAAGUUGAAGAGGUUUUAAACACAAAAGUUGUGCCUAAAGAGCUUGUGGGCGAUAUAAAGCAAAUUGGCAGGGCCAUUUUACCAUCGACUGUGAGUAGCAAGGCUCUGCCGGCCCCAGCUGAGGCAGCCUCUGCUCCCGUUGAUACUAAUGUUCAGAAAUCCGAGUCUAUUACUGAGGUAAACAAUGCUCCACCCGAAAUCAAAGCAUCUCCCGAGCCUACUCCUGAACUCAAUUCAGUUCCCAAAGUAGAAGUUAAAGAAGAAUCCCUUCCUGGAAUUUCUAUGCCACUUUCACCAUAUCCUAAUUAUCCCGAUUAUAAGCCACCAUCAUCACCUAUACCAUCACAGCCAUAGAGAUUGGACGAGUUUAAUGGGAUAUAUAAGGAAUUGAUACAUAGAUUCGUAUUUGGCUGGAAAUCACAUAAUUGUGUUACCAGAGUUGUAGGAAUAUAUAAACCUUGUAGGACGAGGUUUUUGAGCUUACAUCUGUUGUAUUAUGAGAAAUUUCCACGGUCCAUGGUGGAGAGGAUUCCUAGUUUGAUGUUCGUUAUCUCA
Messenger RNA from Olea europaea var. sylvestris, 1947 nucleotides. Its product is annotated as rhodanese-like domain-containing protein 4, chloroplastic. The record is from RefSeq and is a predicted model, not a curated record. Bases 433 to 1746 code for a protein of 437 amino acids. The transcript has 8 exons. Lineage: Eukaryota; Viridiplantae; Streptophyta; Magnoliopsida; Lamiales; Oleaceae.